Molecule: messenger RNA, 14487 nt
Organism: Spirometra erinaceieuropaei
Lineage: Eukaryota; Metazoa; Platyhelminthes; Cestoda; Diphyllobothriidea; Diphyllobothriidae
Source: the annotation of a GenBank genome assembly
AUGGACUCCAGCGGUGUCAGAGACUGCCUGCGUAUGGGGACGGACCGUCGGUCUGCUAACCUCGCUCGAGCUGACUUCACGCGACAGACCAAUGGUGGCCGGGAGGCGGAAGAAGAGAGAGGGCAAGUCGGCUUGUCUAGUACCUCUCAAGCCGCCGAUCCUGAAUUGCCAAAGGAGGUUCUAGACCCUGCAAAAGCAGACGAUUCGGUCCUGGUGAGUCAGACUAGAGAAGGCCAUCGGGAACGCAGUCAGGACAGACGCAGUUCAACUAGAAAUAGACAGUAAGUGCCAUUGGUACAUUCUAAUUUACAACUUUGCUGGACUGCCACCUAAGUCUGCUAGACAGAAAACUUAUCCAUGAAACGUCGAAAGGUACUCCGUAGAGAAAGCCUAACCGGGUUUCCGAAGGAUAAUUUGUGAAAAUAGGUGGUGGUUGUGGUAGAAAUCUCCAUGUUUUAUCUGGCAUCUUGAUCCUCUAAAUCCGUUGUUGGAGGGAUGGAUCUGCCCUUGCAGGUAAAUGACUAAUGAAAUCUUAUCUACAUUUUGCGAGUCACGCAUUGUGAAUUUCCUUCCACGAGGGUACUGUGGCAGAAUUUAACAAUAAAUAUACUCUCAUCUGCUUCCUUAGCAAUUCCGCUUGGAGAUGGGGAUACGAAGCAGGAACCAAGAGUGUCCUGCUGAAUAAAUGAAGAAGUGAAGGUGAUUCAUGCUGAGAGAACUCUGCAAAUACAUGUUUUUGGGCAAUUCUACCGUGUUCCGGAUAAGAACAGCAACAUCUUUUUUAACCUCCGUAGUCCCUCUUUUCAGAGUAAAUAGAGUUUUUGCUACAAACAAUCUGUAAGACUCACGUGAAACGGGAUCACAAGUCCAACAAUGGGACUGCCUAAAAAUCGUUUUCGUUGUUCGGUAUGAAGACCUCGUGGGCCUUUUUCGCCGAAGUUCCGAAGAUUUCGUCUUACACUUGAGCCUCCAGGUCGACACUAAUCGAAUGACGUGAACUUUUUAUACCGGAACGCUUUUUAACGUUGAACCCCUAUCCUGGACUGGCUAGCUGCUCUAACACUAAUAUUCCUGUCCUAGGAAACGUUGUCUUAGAAAUAAUUCUGGGACAAUCGCUUUGGAAUCCCUUUAGGGUCCAGUAACCGAGGGUGGAGACACUGUUCACAGAAAACGUCAAUUUUAGAAAAUUCACAAGGCUGUUUUUCAACAGUGUGCGCACUCUUCGAAGGCAAAUAUGUCUAAGUGUGCUCUGAUAUAUCGAACAAAACCGUUGUUUGUCCACUUCAAUGCCCUGAUAGCGUACUUAAGGAAGAUUGAAAGAGAGGAGGUUCGUAGAUCGAUUAAAUCAGGGUUGUACUAAUAGGAUCACUCAUCUCUCCGAAUUCUCUCGCGAGCCAUGUUUACCAUGUAGAUGCGCGUCAAGCCCUAUUCACUUCCAAACGCUGGUCGGGGUAGGAGUAAUUGUAAGUAGUUCUGAAGCCACUGCUGCCCCAGUCUUUCUCGUCGUUUUCUGUCUACUUUUCGAACGUUCAGAAGUCUACAAAGAAUCGGGCAGUGUAUUGGAAACUCGUUAGCAUCUUAAUCCUGCUAUGAGCAUUUAAGCGUUUUUCAUAUAGAGCAGAAAAGGCUAGAAUGAGCAAAAUCCCCUGGUGUCUGAACUACAAACUCGUUUUCUUUAAGAGCAGCCGCACGGUCAAAACUAGCCUUUUGUAUGUUCAACUGGAACAACCGUAAAGAACUUUUCUGCUUUCUCCGGGGUUUCAGCGGACAUCUUUUGUUCAGUCGCUACGAAAAGCUGUCAAAAAUUGGUGAGGGUGCCUAUGGUGUGGUGUUCCGCUGUCUGGAUCAGAAGACAGGCCAAAUGGUUGCAGUAAAACGCUUCACCGCGACCGAUGACGACCCCCUCGUCAAGAAGAUCGCUUUUCGUGAGAUCAAAAUGCUGAAGGUACGUUCGUGGCGAGUCUUCAUUUGACCAGAGUUGGUGUCCAAAUGCGCUUUUGAGAGUAGCGAAAACCCAACCUUUGCAAAUUCAUUGACACUUGUUAUUUUUAAAAUAAAAUUUUGCGCUUUUGAAUAGGCAUGCCACAGCAACAUUGCGGUUUAUCACUCAACCCUUAAAUGACGGUUAAGGUAUUAAAACUGGGUUUCAUAGGUGCAGCCCAGCCAUUUCAAGUAAGGAUAAUACCGGUCUGCCAAGUCCAUCUUCAGUGACAAACGGGGAGUAAAAUUCUACGAAAUCCAGGCCACUCGAUAAAUAGGAAAGAUACAUACCACUUCACUGCGUGUCGAAAAAACAACCAUUGGACUGCGCUCUGAGUGGUCAUACCCAAAAGUUUGGAGCAAAUAUCCCAUCCGUUUCUGAGGUAGUUUCAGUCAGUUUUGUGGGACUUCGCUCCCAAAGCACGCCUUAACCGGGCAGAUAGCCAUUAUUGACCGUCGCGAACUUCUUCUUGAUUACUUCCGGCCCUCAAGUCAGUUGAAGGUCAAUGCCGUGGCGACCGCAUUCUCUCCUGUCUCGGCGUCCAAUCAAUAGUCGCCUUUUCAUUGGCUCUUCCCUUCCGCAUACCCUCUAUCAUUUGAUUCGCCCUUGCACCAACAGGAGUGAACGGAGCAUGAAGGAUGAGAUUCUCCUGAGCAGCAGCCUUUCCUUGAGGUAUCCAAGAGAUAAAACGGAAGAGGAGAGAGGGUGGAUUAUACAGGACUGCAUGAUCGCAGUCUAAUACCGCAAAACCAGUGUCACGAAACACCUUAUGACGUAUUCGCUGAACCAGGAAGACCGUUCUAACCUAGCACGGUCUGGGGGUGGCCUACAGUCUUUUAACAAUGCAUGUGGAAUGACGAAAGGCCUCUUUUCAGAAGAGCAGCGAUCGAUGACAGUGUUCGAGGUAUCCAGGAAGUUGCACGUUGCGUCAUUAACUACGUUUGCGCAUCAUUUGUCUCCCAAAGUCUCAAGACCCGUUGCGUGAGAAGGGCCUUACUGACACCGCACAUGCGCCUGGAGAGAUAGCUUACCAAGGCUAUUUCGCACUGCCAAAUUAAUCAUCAGGAAAAUGAGGGGAAGUCUUGUGGCCAGUGAUGCCCUUGGCCGGCAGUUUGACAAAACCGGUUGUCUGCUGCGUCAAGACGGGGAUAACCCAAAAGUUUGCAGAAACUGUGGCUGGCAUUGCUUACUGCAUCGCAAUAUUUCUGCUUCUACAAGUUGUUACUAUUAGAAUUGAAGUAGGCUCGUGCUACAUGACCAUCAAGACUUCCAAAAAAUUACAGGAUAAUUCUAAUCUUUUGAUUUUUUAAGAGGUUGAAACAUCCAAAUCUUGUGAAUCUCCUGGAAGUUUUCAGAAGGAAGAAGAAAUUGCACCUUGUGUUCCAAUACAUCGACUACAGUCUUUUACAAGAAUUGGACAAUCCAGCAUCAAAGUACGUAACAACUACGAGACUGAACCUCGUAUUUUAUUUCAGUAUUGAGGUCGGUAACGCCGGAAGAGAGAAGCGACAUAUUCACAUCAUAACGAGAAUUAACUGCAAAACUCUAGUGUUCAUGAAAAUUAGGGCCUUAGUUUAGGCCGUCAGAAUUUUCCUUACCUUGAACAUGCCUUUCACGUGCAUUGAUAUCUAAAAUAUAUGUCUGUUUGCAUCCAAUAUGCGUUUCGAGCAAUGACAUACUUACCUCUCUCAGAAGAAACUGGAACAAUACCAAAGUUCCCCUAUUAAGCGCUGUUUUUUGUCCACAAGCAGACGGAGUAGCUGCAAUACGUCUGAACUUUGAUUCAGAUUUUUUACUCGGAACUCAAAGAGGCGUCUUUUUGGAAGUAAAACAACCCUUCUUCAUCGAUAUUUUACGCUCCCGAGUUACCUCUAUUGUCCUGACACUCGUUUUUCGACUUUUAGUACCAUGGAUCGAGACAAAGUUAUGAACAUCACGUGGCAAAUAUUGCAAGGGAUAAAUUUUUGCCACCAGUCAAACGUAAGACACCUAGAAUCUUCUAACCCAUUAAUAAUUUUAUUGCAAAGUGUAUUCAUAGGGACAUCAAGCCGGAGAACAUACUUAUUAAUGCCCAAGGCGAAGUGAAGUUGUGUGAUUUCGGAUUCGCCCGGUUCCUUGGUGAGUUAAGUUUACCGUUUAGCCUGAAGUAUAGAUGAUGUUGUCAAAUAGGUAGUGAUUUAACUAGGUCGAUUACAAACCGUACUUUUACAGGUACAAACAAAAAUUUUCGCGUUUCGGGUAUAGACCAAAAGAAGAAGAAGAAGAAGAAGAAGGAGCAGGAGAGGGAGAAGGGGUCUCGGGAACAGCAUGUUCAUUAUUUUAAAAUUCCGAAAGUAAACAAGCUUCAGUCGUUGGGGCCUCCCGGCUGCAAAGUGGUGGUCAACUCUCACCCAUUCACUGCCGCAGUGAGGUGGCGUCCGCCCCUCUCCUCCUUGCAAAAAUCACCAGUCGUGAGGGACAACAGGGUUGAGGGGAGGGGGAGCGCGGUGUUUCCAUACGUCCUCCACAGCUGAAACUUUUCUGCUCUGGAAGUGCCAGAUUGACCAAGGAGUAGAAAUGACAAGCACUCGGUUAGAGUUCGAGAUAGUCACAUUACAACGGUGUCAACGGCUGAGCUCUUUUUGUUUGUUAUUAUUUAAAAAUUAUCAACCCAUUCACCUUUUUUAAUUCUAAGCAUUUGUUUCAUUUUCGUUCCUUUACUCAUUCUACUGCUCCUGGGAGCAUUAACGAACGCAUGCAAUUGUCUGCUGCUCGCUUUCUAUGAAAGGCAGCAAUGGAGCAUUUAAGGAAACUCGUUGACACCUCGCAAUUCAGGAAAUUAAACAGUUGAGAGAGUACAGCCCACUGAAACCCCUGAUUGAAUGUUAAGUUAAAAUUUAGAGUCCAGUUAGUCUUGUGCUUUACCACUUCCGAAAUAAUUUUGUAACAGUAGCAUGUCGGCGAGCAAUGUAUCUUGUCCUUUUAGUUCUUCCCAGUGUCCGCGAUAUUCCGCAAUACACCAGCCAACAGAGCAAAUUAAGCCGAAAACAAGAGUAUUUAACCCAUAUAAGCAUCGAGGUUGAGACUGAAAAAUCGUAUUUCGAAGACUCCGUCCGAUGUCUGUCUAGCAGUUUCUCGUAAAAUAUGCACCAUCACUAAACUAAGUGUCUGUAGCGGACAGCCAUCAUAACCGGUCUGUCGUUAUCGCCCAAGACCUCGAUGCCUCAAGGUCAUCCACCCUUUGCAGUGAGCCGUUGCAGACGCGCUGACCUGAAGUCACACGACCGACAGCUCGGGCAUGCCUGCGUCAUACAGCUGAAGCUGCCUAUGCGACCACUUGAACGCGCCACCCCCUUCGACCACCAAAACAAGCCACUGGGACACCACUCCUCGGCAAAUGCAACACAUACCGAUUGAAGACCACUUGAGCUUGGCCCACGAGCCUAUAAAAGCGGCUACCACCACUGUCCCAGUGACUCUCGGGCAUAAGUGAGCGCAAUCAACACCAGCCCUGGCUUCGCCAGUGGCCACUGCCGCCUGAGAGGACAGAUUCGGGUUCUGUGCGCAAUAAACCCCUCAUUCUGGUGCCUUAUGUCUCUCUCCCUACGACACUAGGAUUUGCCCUGAUUAUUUCAGUGCUCAGCCUGCACACAUUCACACCGUCUGGCCACAUAUCUAGCCACUAGUCUUGUGACACCUUGAUUUUAAUUAUAAGAAUGUGAAGCAUGGACCUAUCGUCAUUCGGAACAUAUGCUCCAACUUAUUGCUAAUUUCUUUUGUGCUGCAACCGACCGAUUUUAAACGUUAAACGCUAAUUAUCCAUUUGAUGUUUGCGCAUUCUACUAACUUCCGACUUAACCGUUGGCUUUCUUUAGCGGAUGCUGGUGACACUUACACAGAUUAUGUGGCCACAAGAUGGUACCGAGCCCCAGAACUGCUAGUGGGGGAUACGCAUUACGGACCGCCUGUGGAUGUUUGGGCAAUCGGUUGCGUAUUCGCUGAAAUGCUGACAAAAAUGCCUCUCUGGCCGGGUCGGUCAGAUCUUGAUCAACUCUACCUCAUAACGCGAAAUUUAGGUAAAGUAAUAUUUAUGAAUUUUCAAUAUAAAACCCGAGCGAGAUGAUUGUCUUUCACUUCAUGCCAUGCUCCACUAGUUCCAAACGAAAAAAGUCGAAAAUGCAAUUAUAAGACAUCGAAAUGUUUCCAUCCGGUCGGCCAGAAACAAUCGGUCAGGAUAAAUACUUAUGUUGAAGGUGAGAAUGAUAUUCUAGUUUGAGACUCCCUAGAGGCUUUUACUGGUGGGAAGGGACCACGGAUUUGUGCUGUAAAAUGUUUCCUCCCGUAAUAUAAAGAUAUGUCAGUUCGCAGAUAUGGAAUAUACUUCGAUCGUGGAGGAGAGGAAUUGAUCUCCUUCCUUGCAGAAACUAAAGGUUAUCAUUUGGUUUGCUAUUUGCUUUGGGCAAAGUGGGGCGGUUUUAAACAUUUGAUGACUGCGACAAAAAUCAUCAUCUAGUUAUCUGCGCAACAUUUAUAACUACUCGGAGUUCGGGGAAAUAUCGCCCCACGAAAGGUGAAUUCAUAGUAAUUUAGUUCCUGCAGUACUAUUUAGUCUUUCUAGAAACAUAUGCGUCAGCUCCGAUAACCACGGGCCAUGUAAAUGUGACUUAGCCUGAAUUUAUUUGAAAUAUAUUUGUUUAAGUUAGGUAAAGCUCCAAAUAAUGGUGUGCGGAUUAUAACAGUGAAAGUAUGUGUGCUUAAUGUACAGGUCCUUUUUUGUAGGUGACUAAAAACCCACAUUGUACAUGUGAAAUAUAAAACAGUUCUAUAUAUUUUUAAAAUGCUUAAAAAUUCUUAGUCAGUGAGAUGCAAUGACGAGCACUAAAUUAUUCAGCCCGACAUCUAGAAGUUCAUUGUGAGUCAUAUUUAUAUCAGUGCGAAACUGACAGCAAAAACAACCAACGCUGUUUUCGAACAACAAAUACGGGGACCGAACAAGACGUAGGAACGGAAAAAUUCACCCCGUAUCUAGAAAAACUUUUCCUCUACGAAUUUUCUCUCAUAGCUAUAGAACCCCUGAUUUUGAUAAUUCGCAGCAACUCGUUAGCAUUAGUACAGUCGAGUAACGCAACCUCUUAAAGGCAAACUGCUCAGUUUUUAAUACGUGUUGAAUUGUGUUCCAGGAAACCUGCUGCCACAACAACAGAAGACAUUUUUGACUAAUAGCUACUUCUCCGGCGUCGUUCUUCCCCGCCCCCGUGUUCUGGUAUGUUUAUCCUGAUACUACAAAUUAAGCACUACUGUAAUCCGUAUAGUAGCCAAUGUGUUUGACGUAAUAGUGAGUAUAUCAUUGAAAUACCACAUUCCAGGCUUUUCAUAUGUUCUUGACCAAUUGCAAUGAGAUAAUCCAUAUCACUGUCCAAAUAUCAACGCGCCUGGUUCGGAGGCUGUUCACUGAAAACAGAUUUUGGAGGGGUUUUUAUCAAACGUGUUGAAUUACGCGCAGGAAUUCACCAAAUAACGCUCGUAGUACCUUUGAUGCGGCUGAAUUCUGAACCAAUAAAUUGAGCGUCACACCGAACUCACAAACACGACUUGCUUCGUCCACUUAGUUAUCAUGCUUGAGUCGCCUCCUGUUUACAUCCUUUGAACUAUGCGAUAAGGGAAGUCCUCAGCUCCGGCUAACGCUUUUCCGAAAAGAAGGCACAAGUGCGGUAUGUCGAUCAGAGUUAAAUCGUCCUUACUUGUAUCUGCUAUAAAACCAACAUGACGUGUGGAAGGAUACACGAUCGCUUGGACAAGAGCUUUAUUCGCCUGACUUUUCGGCUUCCUGCUCGAGCCCAUCAUCAGAGACAAAAGCAAAUACGGGUGGUUCAGCGAUCGUGUCUCCUUCUUCACGACUGCUUUCUGGGGCUUGUCUCUUCGCUUCUGUUGGCAGUAAAACCGACAGUUGCAACGAUAAAGAAGCCUAGAUUUAUUAUUGUUUUUCACAGGCGGUGAAACAUACGUACGGUUUAGAGGUAUAAAAUGCUAUGAGAAAUAGCGGGAGGACAAUCCGACCGUCUGUCUCACAUAUCUAGGACCGGAAGUGCAACAAAAAGCAGUAUUCAUAGAUGAUUUUGUCCAGUAUUCGACCACCUUUCGUCGUCUGCGGGGUAUUCUUAGAUUUUGUGGGCAAAUUAGGGCUCAUUCGAUCUAUCACUAGCGCUUUACGUACAGGUCCGGGCCCCAUUAUCUGCCACCAUGACUUGCUGGCCGCUUCUACAAUUCUCGUCAUACCCACAAAGUUGAACUCAUAACUUGCCUCUGACUUCUGAAGGGGAUAUCAGGUACUUGAUCAUCUUUCUACAAAGUCCAAUUCUGUUAUGGUACUUCACCUCUUUGAUCGGAUGAAUCCAAAGAGCCCCUAAUACAUUUAAUAUGGCAGACAAGCAGAUCCUUAAUAAGUUAGUAAUUCCCGUAUAACCUUCCUAAUUUGGCUGAGAACAGUAAGCAUAACCCUGGGCGAAUUCCUUCUGAUGGUACUGAAAAAAAUUGACUCAGAAAAAAUACCAUAGCUGUGGUGGGUUUGUUUCAGCCCUCUGUGCAAACACUGACUUAUGAGAACUCCUUGGUAGUCUUUUGUGUAAGAAUCGACUGCGGAGUUACUCGGUUUGUGGGCCACUUCCGAACAUCCUGCUUAAUUUUUUGAAUAAGACUUUGAGUCGAAGGAUGUCCAGUAUGGUAUCUGAGAACUUCCUUCAGACUACCUGCAUUUACGCACAACCUAGUUUUGAGUUUAUUAUCCGUUGUUAGUCCUAUGGGAAAAUAUAAGUGAUAGCACGUUUUUACCGGAGAGAAGAAACGAACUGUCAAGGCUACGCAACUACCGACAGUUUGGCACUCACGAACGGCGACGUCCCCCGUUUGCCCCACAGCGUGGUGGUCACAGGAACGGGCUCUUGCAUAUGAACUGAUUUAUAGUGAUGGCAGACUUGCGCUGCAUCUGCCACACCUUGCCCUCCCCCCAGCCACUUAAGUAAUAUGUCAAGACGGAGGCGGGAUCAAACGCAGUGGCCAACUAGGCUAAGCAGUCCGUCUGCGCGGGGCAUACACACACACCGGGUCUGCGUACGAUGAUCAGCUUUUCACGGAAACAAGAAGUGGUCGGCUUGGACCCCAUCUGUGUGGAAGCACCAUUAGGACCCCAUUAAGCAGGAGACAUUGCAAAGUGAAUCUCCGUCCUGAGAGAAGAACCGAGGCGCACCGCGAUAGAUUGAAACCGCCUUAGGGAGAACAGAUUUAUUAGUCAAUCUGAGUGACUUCUCUGGCAGCCUACAAGGUUGUAGUCUGCCUGUAGAACGCAUAAACUAAACAUGGUAAUGUAACAGACACUUGAUGCAGCCAGCCUUCACCAAUAAAUAGUAAGAAAUUCGUGAACUUAGGUUAUGAAAAUGUGAAAAGAAUACAACACAACUCCUCGGGUUGUGGCACAGUCGGCAGACCACUGAACGCGAUUUCGGUGCGGUCAGGACGCGUUUGAUACGCUAAUACGGGGGGAGUCAUGAGUAACUUCCCCAUCUUAACUUUAAUGCAUCUUCUACCACUAUUUGCUUUACAACUUAUGUUUCAGAGUUUGAAAAUCUUUCCCUUGAAAAUCGUUACAAAAUAUUUAAGGACCCUACAACGCAUAAAAAGUAUUUCAUUCCUCUGUUAUUCUAACGCAAAAGGUAUAUAUGCGUUUUUUGCAUGUCAUGGGAGAUAAGGCCCAUGCUCGCCUGAAGCGUCCAAUAAAUAAUCAAAAUACUGGGCUAUGAAUCACAGAGGGUCCGAGUAUCAUUCAGUAGCAUAAAUUACACUUCGGGCAGUUCACGGUUGAGUUCGAUGUUGCAUUCGAAAGGAUACAGGACAUUAAUCGUUCCAGGACGAUGAUGACGAUGACAGCUAGACCAUCGCGAACGAUGAUUUCCACCGUUUGCCCCUCGGUUUGCCAGCCGCGGUGGCGGUUACUUGGGUGUGAGUUAGUUUAUAGUGGUAGUAGACCGUAGGAACUCAUAGUGGCCGGAUCGGACGCUGACAGAACCAAAUAGCCGUCUACGCGUGCCACAAACGCGUAGACUUUUGUCCAGACUUCUGUCCACUACCCGGGCCGGUCAGUUGUCUGGUGCUGGGAUUGGGCGCAAUAAAUGAUAGAGUUGAAAAGCCCAUCUGCAGGCGCCAGACACGUCCUGACUGCCUGCACGACACAGCAGCAUUUCACGCGAAGGGGAUGGGUGGCUCAGAUCGCACGUGCGUGGGAGUGCCGCAGAGGGGGGGGGGAGACACUGAGUCUGACUUACUCCAGUCAGUCAGUCAACAUAAACGCUCACAGGGCCGACUGCGAUGUCUGAGUUGUAUCGUCAGUUGACAAACUUAAAAAACACGACGUUUACUGUGUCGUAAUAGACUCAAGGAGGUCGGAUUUAUUUUGGUGUGCAAAGUGUUAAAGUAACGUAGGGAUAGACUCACCAGAAUUGACUCCACUCUCUCUUCCCUCUCCUAGGCACCGGUCUACUCUCCGAGUCAUCUGAUGCGGGAAGCGGGUUGGUCAGGGCCUGAACAGGCGUUUGAGUGCAAAAAUGAUUGCACAUUAUGACUCCAUUAUGUGGUCCUGGGAAGUGUUUGUGCGGGUUAGAACGUUGGUGAGGGUACAUGGAAAAGUCAAGUUUCAACUGCUAAAAUAACUAAGAAGAGUGAAAACUAUUCUGAAGUGGUUACAGGCUGUCCAAAGUGGAGAAGUAGGACCAGGUUUACCCGUCAAGUAGAACCUCCAAUUCACGGCGCCUAGAGAUUUAAGAUAGUAGAGGAAAAGAGCGGGCGUGGUCGCGAGGCAGGUGAAUUCAGCGUCGGUCUAACGCUCUCUUGAGUGUCAUUGUCAAGCCAGAGCCAGGCGGACAAGCGCAGAAAUUACCUGUCAGCUAAAUGCAAAUGCACCUGUUAGUAGCUGUCUUCACCAAUAGGUGGGGAUGGGUAGUUGCAAAAAAUACAAAAUUGACUAGGCAUCGAGAACUCAAAACACAAAUUUAGCGCAAACUUGUUAGACUAUUUUCAAUCGACGCUACUGGGCUCCGAUCAGUAUACCAAUUUCAUAGGUCUAUGAGAGGCAGUGUUCUUUCCCGACUUGAGGUCUGGCAAACCAGUUACCUUUCCUUUUUUACAUCAAGUCAGCUUUUUAAAUUCUCGUCCUUUACAACACUCUCGUGCGUCCACCCACUCAACGCACUCCUCUGCUGAGAUCAUCAAGACAAUCUUGAAUGCAGUUAAUUUGCAUGAGCAGUAAUCGCCAACGGCGCUCAGACCACAGCUUAGUUUUGAGUCAUAUUUAAACAGGACAUACAACUUCAGCCUUCAAAUGCGGAAAUGGGGCAUUUCCGGGGUUGGAUUGGAAAAAAAGAAGUAGUAUCACUGGGACGCUCGGUUUCAGAAUUGAAAUGACGUUGAAAAAUGACAAGAAGAAUCGGAUGAUAUUGUCGAUAUUUCCCAACCGAGCAACCAAAACAAAUGGGUUGAAAUUGUUUGCAGAAGUUAACUGAGGCCUGCUCGUGCGCAUGGAACGCGAACUUCCUAAGUUGUAUGUUUAUAGCACUUGUCAGCCUAAAUGAGUAACACGCGAAACUUAUUGCUGCGAUGCGUAACAGAAUCCAUACCUCAGAACUCCAUCCACCUUCUAUGACUAAGUGAUAGGAGACGGUCAUCAAUGCCCUUCCCGGGAACUAUCUUCCUACAAAAUGCCUUUUUCAAUACAUUAAAACAGGCACGUAAAGCAAAUACGAUUUUGACAGUCUGUACAUGUAAGCACGCCACGUUCUCUCUUCCAAACGGCCUCUAUCAUCAUCAUUCCUGUAUUGCAGGUGACUUUCUGCCAUAGUUUGGGGGUACACAUAUCCGUUUCCUACCGGGGAAGUUAGUCGAUACUGCGGAACCAGAGGGAGGGACACUGUUGGUGAUAGUAUAACUUGUGGAUCAACAAGGUAGAACUUACAUCAGACCCGGGCACGAUCAGCAUCAAUCUCGUUUUCCUGAAUACAAGGCCAUUUAUCGGGCCAAAAGUAGUAAAAGAGGUUAGGAGAAGGACGUCUAACCCUUCAGAACCAGAAAAUUCCGGACGCUGGGUUUAACUUUCGGGUUUUACAACACUGGAAAUAUUUACCUAGUCACAAACUCUUAUCCAUUUACGAGCAUUUGUUGGGUGUAAUACUGGACGGAAUAGUUAUAUUUGGAGAGCUAAUUGGCCCUCUGCCAAAUACAUUAGGUUUAGAAAGUAAAUGAUAGGAAACGUGAUGAGUGCGUACUAACUUUUCAAGAUAAAAAAUAAUUUGUUUCCUCAUAAUGGUUCCAUGGGGACUUAAAACGGCUAAAACAAUGAAAAGGAAAAUUCCACUAAGUGCUAAGUUUCUAUUUGAUGCAAUUUUUAGGAACCCUUGGAGGUGAAGUUCGAGGGCAUGCACCCGAAGAUCACUGAUGCCGAAUUCAAUUUUCUUAAGGUAUGAAAGUAACUUUUAUAUAAUUCAGGACACAAUGUCAAUCAACACUUUUUGGAACUUAAAAUGAGUGUACAUUACUUUAAUUUUUGGAGUUUCUUAAAAUGCUAUUUUUAAAAGUUUUUUGGAUUACGGAACAAAGAGCCGUAACUUGUUGCCGCAAACCGGCCAUUGUUCCUUACUUUCGUAUUUAAGUUAUAUAAAUGGAAUCGCGAUCGUCGGCCCUUCGACUAAAAAUACACUGCUUUCUAAUCCUUGCCAAAUGUUCUACCCAAAACCUACCUACUUACUUCAGGGAACUGAUCCAAGGCCAUCAGGAUCGGUGUAUUAAACCCCAACAAUAGUCACUUUGACCUUUAUUUCAUCCUUUUUCCAGGCAUGUAUAAUGAUGGAUCCUUCUCAGAGAAGCAAGUGCUCAGAACUACUGCAACACGCAUACUUUCGGAAACUUCGUGAUAAAUUGAAAUCGGAAAAUCCAGAUCCCACCAAUGUCACCGUAAAUUUAGAAGGUUGCGUCUCUGAGACAGAGGAGAAGGAAACUGAAGGAGAAGAGGAGGGGGAGGAACACGGAGGGUCAGAAGACGAUGAAGAGGUUCCCAUGGUGGCGACGACGGAAAAGCAAGUCUCACGGCAGGAGGCAUCCCCUAAUCACUUUGAUGAGGCUCUCAACAUCGCGAAACUCUCUAUAGAGAAGAAUCAGCAAACCCAACCGUCCCAGACGCAGCUAACGCAAGCUGUACAAGAGCCACCACGUCGACGGCCUUCCGUUGAGACAACUACAACAGAGAGCAUACCAAGACACGUUUUUACUCGUGCCAACCAGAAGAACCUUGCACCCAUGGGGCUGUCGUGGACAAACUCGAUAGCGACGGCGGUCACGCAUAAGUCAGUGUAUAAAACCAAAGGCACCGUAAGUCGAUGUCUGUUAAAUCCAUUACGUAGUACAUAGUCGACAGCAUGCAAUUUAUCUAAUAGGUGAGAGAGAGUGAGAGAGAGAGAGCACCUUUAAGUAAUCCAUCAGUGUCCACCUCCAUGGAGACAGAAGGAUUCCGGUGAGCUACCAAUUUACAGGAUCUAGCUAUUUAAAUGCCAAAUCAAGAUUUGUUGUAUUUGUUUGACUGUUGUAAUUCUGGACGAUUUUAAACGAAUAAUCAGACCAUUUUUGAAAAAAUAAGGAUUCAGAUAAGCAAGCUUUCAUCUUUUAAAUCGCGUAUUUUAUCACUAUACGUGCAAGCGAAAUUCUGUUAUCUACCAAUCGCAACCAACAUUUGCACAUGAUGACAAAGCUUGCGCAAUUUCCACGCGUUCGCAGAAAUGCUCCGGAAAUCGAUGACAGUACAUUAACAAAACCAUCUGAUUAAGAAACAGACAACCCUAGAUAUAGAGGAAACCCAAAAAGACAUAAAAAAUAGGUAAUAUGUGAUUAUGUAGCCCCACCUGAUGGACACAAUACUGUUGGGGCUGGGGUUAGGGGGCAGAGUUGGGUGCUAUGGCUAGGGGUUAGGGUUAGGGGUUAAGGCAACUAUUUCUAAACCUACUACCACCGGUCUUGUAUUACAGUUGGCUGGGUUUUGGUUACUUCAGGUGGGGCUACAUAACCAAAUCUGACCAAAAUAAUAUUGAGUUUUUCAGAAAUCGUGCUUUUGUUGAUUAAUCACACGCAUCAGUUAACCAGUUUCCCUGAUUUAGGUGUUUCAAGCUCCAGGCCUCCAAAGCACGAGCGCAAAGCCGAACCAAACAGACGCUGCCGCAUGUCAACCGUCCACAAGCCAGGUCAUCCCUCCAGACAGUUCAGUCCCCCCACCCAUCACGGGUUACCGUGCCGUGGUGACGAGUCGCCCCGAGAGGCACUUCUACCCGCUGGCGCACCAGUCAGUGGGACAGGCACAUAUCUACCAAGGGAAAGUCAGCAUGGGCAGCGGAAGCGGAGCAGGAGUGGGAGGAGGAAAAUCGCCCAAUCCUUUUGUGCCUACAGCGGACCGAUUCCACUUGGCCGGCACAUCACCAACCCCGAGAACUCCCCUGCCUUAG